AUGAGUUGGUUGCAGGAUGUUCGUGUUGGACGCCAUCGCGAUAAGCUCGAGCUGAUCCGCGACUCGUUGCGGCCAUUCGAGCAGACGGUCAAUGAGGUGCCCACGACGAACGCUGUCGACCAGACGACGUCGGCCGCGGUCGAUUCAACGACGAACUCAACAACUGUCGAGCAGCAACGUGCCAUGGUGGACAGCCUCAUCGCGCAAGGCUACGAGCAGGACGCUGCAUUCUAUGCGUUGAAGCUCGUGAAAUUUGCCAGUCCCGAGGCCGCUAUUGACGUCUUGAAGCACAUCAAUCAUGACCACGCUAACAUGGAAGAGACCAAGAAUGACCGCCUGCUUUGUGUACUUCCUUCGGGUGCACCAGCUUUGAACGGAAACCUUCAUGUACAAACCUCUCGAAUGACGAACGGAGCUUCGAAUGGAAAUUUGUAUCCAAUGCAGUUCGUGAAUGUCGAGGACAGUGCAUCAUCACGCUCGACUUCCCCACUGCCUCCGCAGAUGCCAUCUCCGUCAAACGCCAUGGGUCCUUACGUGACUUCUGGAGCAGCGCCCGGUAGCGGUGGUUCCAUGGCCACCCCUUCCACCACAUCAUCGUUUGUCUCGAUGGCCGCUGGCACGUCAACAAACUCAUCGCCACUGUCAACGUCUUCCGGAGCUCCGACGGCGGCAUCCAGUGGCCAGAUGUCCAGCUCACAGUCACCACACAAAGCCCUUCGACGACAGUAUACUCCCGUAGCGCCGGACUAUCACAGAACACAUGUCCACAUUUCAACGACCCCAUAUAAGUCAGAUUUCUAUCAGCAACAAGGUGUACGGCCACAGCAAACCAACUUCAAACCGUCAAUUUUCAUCGAGCGAGGGCCAGAGAGGCCAAGCGGCGUAGUAAAGCAACACUAUGUGGUCCGGGACACAUUCAAAAGUGCCCUGGACACGUCGAUGUCGGCUCCACUGGGCCAGUCCACGUCUCAUGUGCAGAUUGGUGGCAUGCCGUCCCAUCUGAGCCGAUACGGUCAACAGGCGUCCCAUCCGGUCAUCCGAACCACUUUUAGCGCUGCACCCCUCAAGAGCAUGGUGAAUAUCAACGUGUCGCCGAUCAAUAAGAAUACCGAAACUCGCACGUAUCGACUGGACGUGACUGGCCGGGAUGGUGGCGUUUCGUCGGUGCAUGGCAUUCCCGGUUCGGUCACCGGCGUCCAGAACAUUAUAGUGGAUCCGGACAAGACGCAUCGUGGCUUCAUCGGCUAUGAGGACGAACUUCGACCGAUGCAUGGCGGCGCCGACGUGGUGCCGUCAACCUCGAAAGAACCCGUCAGACACGAACGACUGGAGCGCAGCUAUGGUGUGGCAGCGAUGCAGCACUCCUCUUCGAGAGGCGAUUCAUCGCAACCGGCCGUGACCCGUUGCACGUCACCGUUGCCGGAAUCAAUAGCGAGUCGUGUGAAGCAGCAGAAGUAUGAGAAAUAUGUGAAACCGUGCAAACCGCGAAUGUUUUGCUUCUUCAUGGAACAGCACGUCGAACGAUUGUUAGCGCAAUACAAAGAACGCAUGAAACGAGCACAUCAGCUGCAACGAGAAAUGGAAGCCGCAAAUCUGACUGAACCCAUGAAACAAAAAAUGAUGGAUUUUCUGCAACAGAAAGAGUCAAGGUACAUGCGGCUUCGACGACAAAAAAUGAAUAAAGACAUGUUUGAAGUUUUACAACACAUUGGCGUUGGCGCAUUUGGACGAGUUUCCCUUGUGAAGAAGAAAGACUCCGGACAAGUGUAUGCCAUGAAGAGUCUGCUGAAAAAGGACGUGAUCAUGAAACAGCAGGCAGCGCAUGUGAAAGCCGAGCGAGACAUUCUGGCAGAAGCCGAUUCGCCCUGGAUAGUGAAGUUGUUUUUCUCUUUUCAAGACGAUCGCUGCCUUUAUUUCGUCAUGGAGUACGUGCCCGGUGGCGAUAUGAUGCAGCUGCUAAUCAAUAAAGGAAUUUUUGAAGAAAAAUUGGCUCGGUUUUACAUCGCUGAGUUGACGUGUGCCAUCGAUUACGUGCAUUCGUUAGGAUUUAUCCAUCGUGAUAUCAAACCGGAUAAUAUCCUGAUUGAUCAGCACGGUCAUAUCAAGCUCACCGAUUUUGGUCUCUGCACUGGUCUUCGAUGGACACAUGACAGGCGGUACUACGGUCCGGAGAACGUCUCUGAUCCAGCCCACGUCCGCGUCGACUCCUUCUCCUUACCAGCAGAUGUAGCGGCCAUGGAGCAAAAUAUGAAGGUGCUCAAUAUUCGCCAUCAGAAGAAACGUGAUCAAGCGCAUUCCGUGGUAGGAACCGGUAACUAUAUGGCACCAGAAGUGAUCCUGAAGAUUGGUGAGAACUUUUUUGUUUUGCGAUAUCAUAUUAUUGUGAACUGGUCUCGGUACUUGGACGUUUCGCCACGUGCCGGUGGUGGUCAUCUUUCAAGGGAUUGUAUUAUGCUGAUUCAACGGAAUCGAUUUCAAAAACCUGCGAUCUACUCGAGCCGAUUCAACCCGAGAGUGGAACAUGCUGAAGAUACUUCGAAUUUCGCGAGGCAGUUGAGGUCAAUCAACGAGUCCCCCUUCGAAACCCUUGGGAAACGAGCGCCCAACAAUCCAGCCUUUUACGAGUUCACCUUUCGACAUUUCUUCGACACUGAUGGCCAAGGAUGUCCAAGUCUACGACCUCCUCAGAAACGCCCACCACUGGCUCCUCUCUUCGAGGGCACUUGCUCGGCUCGUCAUGAGACCGUCAGCAGCUCGGAAUCGAUUGUGAUAUGA
This is a messenger RNA of Ostertagia ostertagi, 2775 nucleotides long. The record is from the annotation of a GenBank genome assembly. NCBI's taxonomy places the organism in Eukaryota, Metazoa, Nematoda, Chromadorea, Rhabditida, Trichostrongylidae.